AUAUAUAAACAUAGAGAGACGCACGUUUAAGCUCUCUUUUCUCUCUCUCGUAACUUUGUCAGUUCAUUGCCAUUUCCGAUCUCUCUUGUUUCUCUCUCUGCUUUCCUCACAAACACCAGGUGGAGAGAGAGAGAGAGAUUGAGAGUCGGAGAAAAGCUCGGAGACCUGCUAUAAAGCGAAAGACUCUAUCUAUCUCCUCUCUCCUUUUAUCUCUCUUCCUCAGUUCUCUUUCUCUCUCUAAACAUCGUCUAAAGAAGCGAAAAACUCUCUCGCUUCAUAAAUUUGUCACCAUGAUCUCCCUCAGCAGAACAUGCUUUUUGAACAACGCGGGGGUUUCGGAGUUGUACAGCCCGGCGAAUUCAACGAGGCAGAGAAGAUACGCGGCUUCGCUGAAAGUGGUGGCGUCGGCGGGUGAGCGAAACGGCACCGUUGUGAUGGAAGGGGCGUUGAAGGAGAGCAAGGAUGUUUCGUCGGUGGUUGAGGUGGACAACAAAUCCACCGUUGGUGGUGGGGUCCAGGAUGUGUACGGCGAAGAUAGCGCCACCGAGGACCAAUUCGUCACCCCCUGGAGCAUUUCUGUUGCUAGUGGAUAUACUUUGUUGCGGGAUCCACAUCACAACAAAGGGCUUGCCUUCAAGGAUAAAGAGAGAGAUGCCCACUACUUGCGUGGUCUUCUACCCCCGACGGUUGUUUCACAAGAACUUCAGGUGAAGAAAAUGAUGCACAACAUUCGUCAAUAUCAAUUGCCACUGCAGAAGUACAUGGCCAUGAUGGAUCUUCAGGAGAGAAAUCAAAAGUUGUUUUACAAACUUCUAAUUGACCAUGUUGAGGAGUUACUCCCAAUUGUCUAUACUCCAACUGUUGGUGAAGCUUGCCAGAAAUAUGGGAGCAUUUUUAUGCGCCCUCAGGGUCUUUAUAUUAGUUUGAGAGAGAAGGGGAAGAUUCUUGAGGUACUGAGGAACUGGCCUGAGAAGAAUAUACAAGUCAUUGUUGUAACUGACGGGGAGCGCAUUCUGGGGCUUGGUGAUCUUGGCUGUCAGGGAAUGGGGAUCCCUGUGGGGAAGCUUUCCUUGUAUACAGCACUUGGAGGUGUCCGGCCUUCAGCGUGCUUGCCUGUAACCAUUGAUGUUGGUACAAACAAUGAGAAGCUGUUGAACGAUGAGUUCUACAUAGGACUAAGGCAGAGGAGAGCAACUGGGCAGGAAUAUGCCGAGCUUUUACAUGAAUUUAUGACAGCUGUUAAGCAGAACUACGGGGAGAAAAUUCUCGUUCAGUUUGAAGACUUCGCCAAUCACAAUGCUUUUGAUCUGCUUGCCAAAUAUGGCACAUCUCACCUUGUAUUUAAUGAUGACAUUCAGGGGACAGCAUCUGUGGUCCUUGCAGGUCUUGUCGCAUCAUUGAAGUUAGUUGGAGGAACCUUAUCCGACCACAGGUUUUUAUUUCUUGGUGCUGGAGAGGCAGGCACUGGCAUAGCAGAACUUAUAGCCCUUGAGAUUGCAAAAAAGACAAAUACCCCACUGGAAGAGGCGCGUAAGAAGAUUUGGCUUGUAGACUCGAAGGGAUUGAUUGUCAGUUCUCGUCUGGAAUCACUUCAACAUUUCAAGAAGCCAUGGGCUCAUGAGCACGAACCGAUUAAGGGACUUGUAGAUGCAAUCAAUGCAAUCAAGCCAACAGUGUUAAUCGGGACAUCUGGAGUAGGAAGACAAUUUAACAAGGAAGUGAUUGAGGCUAUGUCCACCAUAAAUGAGAAACCCAUUAUCCUAGCUCUUUCCAACCCAACUUCACAGUCUGAAUGCACUGCUGAAGAAGCAUAUACUUGGAGUCAGGGUCGUGCUAUUUUUGCCAGUGGAAGCCCAUUUCCACCUGUUGAAUACGAGGGAAAGGUUUUCGUGCCUGGCCAGGCAAACAAUGCCUACAUUUUUCCUGGAUUUGGACUGGGUUUAUUAAUGUCCGGUACCAUCCGUGUCCACGACGAGAUGCUUCUGGCAGCUUCCGAAGCGUUGGCAGCGCAGGUAUCGCAGGAAAACUUUGACAAGGGACUGAUAUACCCUCCGUUUGCUAACAUCAGAAAGAUCUCAGCCCACAUUGCUGCUAAUGUAGCUGCUAAAGCAUAUGAACUUGGUUUGGCCACUCGCCUUCCCCAGCCCAAAGAUCUGGUGAAGUACGCAGAGAGCUGUAUGUACAGCCCUUCCUAUAGAAGUUACCGGUGAACGAUUUCACAUUUGUUGUAUUGGGUUUUUACUAUGAUCAAAGUCAUUUGUUGUCAGUGAUUUUUUCCUUCUUUUUUUAAUGGUUUAAUUGUUUUUCUUCUUUUGUUCAUUUCUAUUUUCUUUUAUUUAUCAUGGUGAAUACUAUAGUUUGGAUUAGAGGUUAAGUACUAUAAUGUUAUGAAAGUGCUAUAAAUUUACAUGAAAUGAAAUGUAACCCUUUCAAAAUAAAA
This is a messenger RNA of Morus notabilis, 2440 nucleotides long. Its product is annotated as NADP-dependent malic enzyme. Lineage: Eukaryota; Viridiplantae; Streptophyta; Magnoliopsida; Rosales; Moraceae. The record is from RefSeq and is a predicted model, not a curated record. Gene Ontology annotation, biological process: malate metabolic process; pyruvate metabolic process. Gene Ontology annotation, molecular function: malate dehydrogenase (decarboxylating) (NADP+) activity; NAD binding; malate dehydrogenase (decarboxylating) (NAD+) activity. Gene Ontology annotation, cellular component: chloroplast. The coding region runs from base 291 to 2210 and encodes 639 amino acids. The transcript is spliced from 20 exons.